AUGGGGAAGGUGGUUGAUUUGGACGAUAAUGGGUUUAUUGAUUUAAACAAGUUUAUUGACUUGAAGACGAAUAGCGUUGAUUCGGAAAAGGUUGUAGAAAAUUUGAGACACGCAUCUAUGAUAUUUAACGUAGAUGCGAACGGUUCCAUAACACUAGAAGAGUUGGAGAAGGUACUCAGAAGUCUAGGGGACGAUAAGUGUUUGAUCGCAGAGUAUAAGAAGAACAUUCAUGGUGUUGAUUCCAAUGGAGAUGGGUUGGUAAAUUUUGAAGAGUUCAUUAGUAUGAUGAUGGACACGCACUCUCCUGGUUCGUCCUCUCAAAUAACAUCAUUGCCAACGUCUCGAGCUCGUGCAUCCCUUCACCGAGCAUUUGUCAUACUUUAUAAGGACCUUCACAAUUCGGUCCCAACUUACCUAGAUCGGUCUCAAUCAUCAUAA
Nelumbo nucifera (sacred lotus) is the source of this 438-nucleotide messenger RNA. Lineage: Eukaryota; Viridiplantae; Streptophyta; Magnoliopsida; Proteales; Nelumbonaceae. The record is from RefSeq and is a predicted model, not a curated record.